This is a messenger RNA of Dichomitus squalens LYAD-421 SS1, 1671 nucleotides long. Its product is annotated as natural resistance-associated macrophage protein. Gene Ontology annotation, molecular function: manganese ion transmembrane transporter activity; cadmium ion transmembrane transporter activity. NCBI's taxonomy places the organism in Eukaryota, Fungi, Basidiomycota, Agaricomycetes, Polyporales, Polyporaceae. The record is from RefSeq and is a predicted model, not a curated record. Gene Ontology annotation, biological process: intracellular manganese ion homeostasis; iron ion transport. Gene Ontology annotation, cellular component: membrane. The transcript is spliced from 10 exons. Bases 1 to 1671 code for a protein of 556 amino acids.
AUGCUCCCUCCCGCUCCCUCCUGCUCCAGCACUUCCAGCGAGCUUGCUACGAAGACAUCACCCUCGCAAGCUCCUUCUCGAUGGACGUUCCCUAGCGUGUCGACGGCUCUUCGUGCUGUCGGCACGCAUUUGCUGAAGCACACAGGUGUCGGGAUCGUGUGCGCUGUCGCGUACUUCGACCCUGGAAACUGGGGUGUGGACCUGCAGGCAGGUUCACAAUUCGGCUACAAGCUCCUUUUCGUUGUCCUUCUCGCCGGCCUCUUUGCUGUCUACAUGCAGGUGCUCGCAUCUCGGCUAGGGUGUGUGACUGGUCUAGACCUUGCCUCGCACUGCCGACUGCUUCUGCACGAUCGUCCGCGCCACACUUUGCUAUGGCGUUGGUGUGUACUGUACCCGCUCUAUGCGCUCUCCGAGAUCGCCAUCAUCAGUACGGACCUCGCAGAACUCCUCGGCUCUGCGAUGGCGCUUGUCAUGCUCUUCCCGAAGCUCGAGAUCUGGGCCGGUGUGCUCAUUACGACCGCCGACGUCCUUCUCCUGCUUGCGAUGCGCAACCCGAUCGGCGGGCAGCCCGUACGAGCGUUUGAAUUGGGCAUUGCCGCACUGGUCUUCAUCGUCCUCAUCUGCAUGGCUGUCAUUAUCUCGAAGACGCAGAUCAACUGGGGUGACGCUUUUGACGGUUUCCUCCCGUCGAAGACGGUCUUUCGGUCAGACGGUCUCUACACUUCGAUAGGAAUAAUCGGAGCGACUGUAAUGCCUCACAGCCUAUUCUUGGGCUCGGCUCUCGCCACUCAGGACCGGGUCCAUUCAUCGCCGGCGGAGAACUCCACACUGGGCACCGAAACGUCUGUCUCUGUGCGAAACGCUCGCACGAUGGCCAAAAACUUCGUGAAGGCAUUACGGAUUACCUUUCAGGUCAAAAGGAUCGAGGAGAGGCCAGACGAACCCAAGUCGCACGCUGACUGGACCAACCAUCCACUUUCGUUCAUCCGGCAGCACUUGUCCCAUGGAAUCGUCGACAUGGUCAUCAGCCUUCUAGGCCUCGCUGUGGUAAUCAAUGCUUUGAUCCUGAUCCUGGCUGGUGCCGUGUUCUUCGUCAAUGGCGGGGGGUCAACGGGUCCUGCUGAUCUUUUCGACGCAUACGACCUGAUUCGUGAUCGUCUCGGUGUUGCUGCCGCAACUUUGUUUGCACUGGCGCUCCUAGCAUCCGGCCAGAGCUCCUCAAUUGUCGCAACUUUGGCUGCGCAAAUUGUGUCCGAGGGCUUCAUCCAUUGGACCACAUCUCCCGUCCUAACGCGCCUUCUCACCCGUUGCUUCGGGUUGAUUCCGUCCUUGGUGGUCGCCGUUGCUGUGGGUCGCCCCGGCAUCGCGACGCUGCUCGUCGCGUCUCAGGUUGUGCUAUCGAUCGUGCUGCCCUUCGUGACUCUCCCCCUGAUCUUGCUCACGUCGUCAAAGCGAGUCAUGACGGUCUACGACAAUGCGGAGUGCACCUCAACUUCAAGCGCGUCAUCAGAAGAACUUUCCGACGAUACGCAUAAGGAGAGUAAGACGGAGGAUCUUGGCGUUGACUUCUCGAACGGGAAAAUCACGAUAGCCAUCGGAGCGGUGAUUUGGGUCAUUAUCGUUGCGGCGAACGUGUACGCCAUCGUCGGUCUCGCCAUGGGCCAAGAGUAG